UAGGCAUUCUCAUUACAUACUUGUUUACAGAUUAUACAUUGAUUAUUUUAGACAAUAAAUUGCUGGAAAUAUGAAAUACUGCGUAAUAUUACUUUUUUUUGGUGUAGCGGCCCAGUUAGACGCCUCGGUCAUACAGCCGACCAACGAUACUGAAAUGGUUGAAAGAGAUAACAAACGCGUCUCUAGGAGUGCGCAGGACCGCUCUGAAGAGGAGGGUAAGCAUCGCGUCGACAAUACGCGUGACAAAGUGGAGUCAGAGAGUGACUCGGCCAAGAAUCUUCGUCGUAGCGACGAUGGCCCGGACGGCAACAAAGUGCUCGCAUUUGGCCUGGACACCGGUGUCGCGGACACCAAAAACGCAAUAGUACAGGCUAUCUCGGACGCCUUCGGCGGCCUGGUGCAGUCGCAGCACGCGCGCUCCAACACUAAAGGCGACAAGAAGCCCCUGUCCCUGGAACUGCGGUCUGAAUCUAUUCUACAAACUUUGGAGAACUUCCUCAGAUCGCCCAAGGUGAAGAAGAUUACCCGCGACCUGGCGAAAAAAGCCGCCAUCAUAUACAGGGCUAUUGAGAAGGAGCUCUAAAGCCAAGUCAUAAAUGAAUAUUUUUAGCUAAAAAAAGAACCAUUGUUUAUGUAAUUGACUCACAAAGUUUUUAAAUAAAGGUGUCGUCACAUUGCGA
Molecule: messenger RNA, 680 nt
Organism: Cydia pomonella (codling moth)
Lineage: Eukaryota; Metazoa; Arthropoda; Insecta; Lepidoptera; Tortricidae
Exons: 5
Coding region: 71-583 (170 amino acids)
Source: RefSeq, a predicted model, not a curated record